AUGGAGGCUGUUAACAAUCGGAAGGGAGGUGUGUUCUUUUUACAUGGUUAUGGAGGUGGAAGGACAGCCCACUCAAAGUUUAAAAUACCCGUCCCAACACUUGACAACUCAACAUGCAACAUUGAUAAAGACACCGAACAUUCAAAACUAUUUGAGGCAACAGAUGUCAUCAUAUGGGACGAAGCUCCUAUGUCUCAUAAAAAUUGUUUUGAAGCAUUGGAUAAAACCCUUAAAGAUGUCAUGAGCAAAGAUGGUCUCGAGAAUACUAUUUUUGGUGGAAAAGUUGUUAUUUUUGGAGGUGAUUUCAGGAAGAUUCUUCCAGUGGUUCCAAGAGCAGGGCGUUCUGAUAUCGUCCAUGCUUCAAUUAGCUCAUCUUAUGUGUGGGAUUAUUUUCAGGUUUUAACACUGACCAAAAAUAUGAGACUCCAACAAGGAAGAGAUAGUACAAGUGCCCAUGAACUUGCAGAAUUUUCAAAAUGGAUUUUAGAUGUGAGGGAUGGUAAGAUUUGUGAACCAAAUGAUGGAUUGGUUGAAAUAGAAAUACCUCCAGAGUUAUUAAUAACAAAUUUUGAUGAUCCUAUAAGGGCAAUUGUUGAUAACACAUAUCCCAAUUUGUUGGAAAAAUUUCAAGAUGUUGAAUUCUUACAAGGAAAGGUUAUUCUUGCUUCAACAAUUGAAGUUGUCGACAAAAUCAAUAAUUAUGUAUUAGACUUGCUACCAGGAGAAGAGAAGGAGUUUUUGAGUUUUGACUCCAUUGAUAGAACAGAUACAAGUUAUAAUGAAGCUUAUGAAGUUCUAACUCCUGAAUUUCUAAGUAAGUUAAGAACAUCAGGCCUUCCAAAUCAUAAAAUCAAAUUGAAGGUUGGUACCCCUAUUAUGCUGAUGAGAAAUUUGGACCAAGCUGAUGGAUUGUCCAAUGGAACAAGACUAAUUGUCACAAGGUUUGCAAAUCAUAUCAUAGAGGCAAAAAUCAUGUCUGGUAAGAACAUAGGUAACAUUUUUUACAUUCCACGAAUGUCUAUGUCACCUUCUGAUUCACCUUGGCCAUUCAAGUUGAUUAGGAGACAAUUUCCGAUAAUUGUUUCCUAUGCAAUGACUAUUAAUAAAUCUCAAGGCCAGUCUCUUGAUAGUGUUGGAUUGUACUUGCCUACUCCUGUCUUUAGUCAUGGUCAAUUAUAUGUUGCAAUUUCAAGAGUUAAGACCAAAAGUGGCCUGAAAAUAUUAAUUCAUGACAAGGAGAAUGCACCGUGUUCGACUACUACAAAUGUUGUAUACAAGGAGGUCUUCCAAGCAUUUUGUUAG
This is a messenger RNA of Vicia villosa (hairy vetch), 1302 nucleotides long. RefSeq lists its product as uncharacterized. Lineage: Eukaryota; Viridiplantae; Streptophyta; Magnoliopsida; Fabales; Fabaceae. The coding region runs from base 1 to 1302 and encodes 433 amino acids. Gene Ontology annotation, biological process: telomere maintenance; DNA repair. The transcript has 3 exons. The record is from RefSeq and is a predicted model, not a curated record. Gene Ontology annotation, molecular function: DNA helicase activity.